This is a messenger RNA of Onthophagus taurus, 1550 nucleotides long. Its product is annotated as protein odr-4 homolog. The record is from RefSeq and is a predicted model, not a curated record. Gene Ontology annotation, cellular component: endomembrane system. Gene Ontology annotation, biological process: intracellular protein localization. Lineage: Eukaryota; Metazoa; Arthropoda; Insecta; Coleoptera; Scarabaeidae.
GGCAGCACCGUGAAACGUCACUUUAGGUUUGUUAAACGUCAAGUUUCGCAAAAUUUAAAUCGGCUGUGUAAUUAAACUCUACCCGUUUUAUCGCGAAAAUGGUGCACAAUGCUGUUGCCGAAGACAGCCUCUUGGAAUACAUACAAAAAUUAGCGAAGCCGGAUACGUGUACUGUCGGUUUAGUUUUAGGACAGCCUUCAAGCACCAAAGAUUACAUAAUUCAUUUUGCAAAAACACCCCCAUGCGAAGAAGAUAGCAAAUCAAACAUAAAACUAAAAGAAAUUAAGUCGAUUAAUGACGUUUUCGACGUAUGGGUUGCGGAUCAUGCGAAACACGCCACGCGAAUGCUGCCGGGUGGAAUGUACGUUCUCGGUAUUUUCGUCGUAUCAAACGAAGAUUUGUUAACCCCCUUUUCCAACAAGUUAAAAUCUAUACUACAAGAAGUUCACCGACAACUUAGCGCCAACAGUUAUAUGCACGGUACUUCGACGAAAAGCGAAAAGCUCGUUUUGAAUUAUUGCACGAAAACGCAAUCUUACAGUUGUAAGAGUUACGAUGUCGUUAAUUCGAGUGUUAAACCGGCCGAGAUUAAGUUCUUGUCAAAACCGAUUGGAUGGAGGCAGUUUCAAUGCAAAUACGAACUCGAUCGGAUUUAUUCGAUUCCGAUUGAUAAAAGCGAUUUGACUUUAAGAAGACAUAUGAAUGAUAUUAUUGAAAAGACUUCAGAUUGUUUAAAACCGGCGAUUUUUGCUUUUGACGGAGAAAUUCGAAAAAAUGACGCUGCUUUAGAGAGUAUGGAUAAAAAAAUUGGUAAAUCAAGUGGAGGUAAUGAUCAUGCUGGACCUACAAUGGUUUCUAUUUAUUUACCAUGCGAAAUAUAUAAAACUACAAAACCAAUAGACAUGUCUAAUUGCGCUGGUCACAUCAAACUUACAGGACAAAUCGCCAGUAAUGUUUGGAUGCAUUCAAAAGCGACUGUUAAAGAUGUCUGUGAUGCAAUUCUCGAAGAUAUUAUAAGAAGUUUAGCAGCGAGAUUAGACAUGCAUUGGGAUUCGCUUAUUGAAGAGGAACAUGGUUCACCAGAAGAUACAAACAGCAUACAUGAACCACCUAGAAGAGUAUUUAUUCACUUACCUCAUACAGAAGUAACUCUUUCUGACUAUUUAUUUCCUGGGGAAGGUCCUCAAGAUGCGCAAAUUUCUCUGCAAGAAUUACUGGAUAUAACUGUUGACGAAAAAGAUGGUGUUACUGAUAUUGAAGGACAAGCAGAUUUGGUGGAUGUCUACAGCAACAGCAUAGAAUCCGAUGAUACUGAGGGUUCUUUAAAAUCAAUACAAACAGACGCGAACAAGUUGAUGUACAGUUUGGGAAUAGGAAUAGCGCUUCUGGUAUUGUUGAUAUCACUGGUGGUGCAUUACUUCAGAUUUAUACCUUAAAUAAGGAGACUGCUUGGGUUGUGGACGUGGUUUAAUUGCAUUUAUUUUUUUAUACAAUGCAAAGCGGUACAUAAUAAAACGAUAUAUUUUUAACCUGAAAUUUAAAACUAUAAA